This is a messenger RNA of Frankliniella occidentalis (western flower thrips), 1710 nucleotides long. RefSeq names its product ribitol-5-phosphate xylosyltransferase 1-like. The record is from RefSeq and is a predicted model, not a curated record. Gene Ontology annotation, molecular function: ribitol beta-1,4-xylosyltransferase activity. Gene Ontology annotation, cellular component: Golgi apparatus. Lineage: Eukaryota; Metazoa; Arthropoda; Insecta; Thysanoptera; Thripidae. The coding region runs from base 109 to 1299 and encodes 396 amino acids. The transcript is spliced from 2 exons. Gene Ontology annotation, biological process: protein O-linked glycosylation via mannose.
GUGAGGGAGGAGGAGGAGCGCUCUUCAUUUUGUUGUUGUUUUUGUCAACAGAACAGAGAACAGUAUUGUGGAGGAUUGUUUGUGAUUGUAACACUUCACCAAUUUGAAAUGAAAGUUCUUUGCAGAAUACUUGUUGUAAUUUUCCCAGCCAUUUAUGUUAUUGCAACUCUGUACAUUGCGUACCGUCUCUUUCUCGUUAGCAAUACUAAACACACUGUAAGACAUGGCUAUAGUGAAAAGGACUUAACAACUGUCUCAACCCCUAAAUUCCACCCACCUCUUAAUGUGGAGAUAUGGGGAAAGGCAGCAAUAUCCAUCUUUCUCUGGGAACAUAUUUUGAGAGGAGAGCUUGUUGAGGAACAGGGAGGCUUUGUCAAAAUUGGCCACCUAACCACGGAUGAUAUAAGUUUUACUUUCCGGUGGGGUCCUGGUGUUAUCCAAAGCACUGUUCCAGCCAAUAUAGAAAACUUGGUUUUGGUGCUGAAUGGAAGGGCUCCUGAUAAAAUUUACACUGCUAAACAAUGGAUUAAGUACCUUAAAAAGUAUCCCAAAUUAAAACACACCAUAGUUGUUCUUCUUGGCGAUGAACAGUGUAACAACUCCUGGAUUGUGCCAUACCUUCAAUCUAAUGGAGGUCCGUUAGAUGCAGUUUUUCUCGUGUAUGAUAGUACUCUGGUGGAUGAUAGAGAAGUGUUCCAGUGGCCUCUAGGUGUUGCAACUUACAGAGGGUUUCCUGACUACAGCAAGGGUCAGAGUAUGGACCUAACAUCACCAAGAUCUCAUUUAUGUAAUUUUCUUGGCACUGUGUAUCACAACAGCUCACGACAAGCACUAGUCCAAAUUUUAGAGUCUCCAAAGCUUCAAGAUGAGUGUAUCCUUCGUGGGCGUGAGAAGUGGACUCCUCUUGAGACUGAAGAGUCUCUAAAUUUUUAUAUUGAUGCCAUUUCCAAAUCUGAUUUAACUUUAAAUCCUGUGGGUUUGAACACAGAAUGUUACAGAAUUUAUGAAGCACUUGCCUUAGGAAGUAUUCCUGUUGUGGAGGAUGUUGUCACUCAUGGCUUGUGCGAUCGCACGUCACGUCACUCCCCAUUGAGACUUCUCAAAAAGCAUAAUGCUCCACUUAUCCUAGUUAAAAAUUGGCAAGAACUUCAUGAUGUGUUAUUAGAGGAAUCUCAGAGGACUUUAGUUCAAAAAGUGGAGAGACGGUUAUCAGCAGUGCGAUGGUACUCUGAAUUUAAGAAGAAAAUGAAACAAGAAUUUAUAGAAGUACUCUUAAGAAAAUUUGUAGGCUCAUUGUAAGAUUUAGAUCAUAUUAAUUUAUACUGCCUUAUGAAGUCUAAGUUUGUCUGUGAUAUUAUAUGGCUGUUACUUUUCACUCUUGAUAAUUACUUGACACCUGUAUACUGUCUCUUCCAUAACAUUUUGCCAAAAUUGAACCCUUUCAUUCCCUAGGGAAUGCUAAACUUUGUGAGGAAAAAAAAUGACCAUAUCUUUUUGCAAAUGGUAUACAAGAUGGUGUAUAGGUCAGUUGAUAAAAAGUUCUUGAGUGCUUAGAGAUUUUACAGUGUCCAAAGAUUUGUAGUAUACAAGUGUAAUGAAUUUGCAUAUUUUCUGUGAAUCAUAGAACCCAAAUGCACCAAAAAGUCGUUAAUGUUAUUUUAGAAAAUGUUGAUAAAUUUUCAAUCAUCUAAUAAACCUUCAAAAGAAAUA